AUGUCAAGCCCUGAAGCAUCGGAAGAGACGAUACAGGCCUACAUAAGAUCGCUCGAGAGGGUGGCUGGCAGCAGCGCAGCACCUUCGUGUUUUGCCACUUUCAAGGCCAAGCCCGACAUGGCGCCGACGCCGCCACCAGCUGCCACUCGUCGUCCUCGUGCCUAUAGGGGUGGUCGGUGGACUCCUCGGGCCAUCACAUCUCAGGAUCCUCCUGAGCCCACUGGUGUGGACCAAAACCGCGGUCGCGGUGGGCAGGACAGGGAGCAGCCACAUCGAGCCGAGGUGGCUGUGGUGUUCCACCGGAGUGAAGAUCACGCCGAGUACAGAGUGCCUCAUAUCGACACCCAGUUUCCAUCUGGUGCCAUUAAGAGGGAGCAAGCCGAUAGUGAGGACGAUCAAAUGGAGGAGGACGAGGAGGAUGGAGAGGAGGAGGAGGAUGGAGACUUUCCCGAUGCGGUCAAGAGUGAGGCCCCGACUCCGCAGCCAGUCUCGCCGUACCAUCCAUCCAAUGAGUCUGACGGUGAAGCAUCUUCGCUGCCCAAGACCGAUCCAUCCUUGAGCGUCUUUGCAGAGACUUUGUCAGAGGAGGAUGAGAUGAGAUCAUACGACCAAGGCAUGACUCACUUCUGGACAAUCUAUGCCGCCCUCAAGGAGAAUAUUGACGAGACCAAGACGAAAUUCGUAAAGAUGGUCGUCGAUACAGCCGAGGAGGGAAUGGAUACAGAUGGUCUCGCUGAUCAGACUCUGUACGUACGCAGGUCGAAUAUCAGGAAGGCGGCGAGGCAGCACAUCACGCGGAUACUGGAACACUCUGGCAAGGGCCAUCUGGAAGGCGAAAACAAGAGUCCCUGGAGGCCCAGGAUUCGGAUCGAUGACACCAGACGUUGGAUCGAGUCCAGUAUUCUGGGAAAUCACACAGCAUGCCUCGAACGCUAUGAACAGCUCAAGGCUGUCUUCGGCCAGGUCGAGGCGGUCGAUGAGCUCAUCAAGGAAGCAUGGGCAGAGGUGGAGAGCGAGGCGAGUCUAGCUCGCAAUGGGUCAGACAAGGUCAAGAUCGCAACUUUCAGAGGGAGACAUCGAACGUUCAGAUUGGCUGCCUUUCAGCAUCUAUCACACACGCUCGGCAGCAUCGACGACGGGCAAGGAGAGAGUAUCAGCAACGCCACAGGGGCGGACGGAGCUCAGCGACAAACCCGACGAAAAAUGAACCCUCACAGGACGCAACAGAAUGGUAAACGCUGGCAGACCAUGUGGCAGGCGUCCCGAGCGCCCGACGUGACGGAGGAGAGGGUGCGAUGGGAGAUUGACUGCAUCGAGCAGCUCUCCGAGGUGCUCACAGCGAAAGUUGCCCCACAACUGAGUACUCGCAGCAAUUGGAGGGAUCGCAUUCGAGGACAGCUCAAACUCAUGAAGGAUGGGAAGCCCGACAUGACUGUGGCUGAGGCAGUCAGCGACCUGAGCUCAGUGGGACCACGCUUCUCCAAACCUCGAAAGAGGUAG
Dioszegia hungarica is the source of this 1500-nucleotide messenger RNA. RefSeq lists its product as uncharacterized. The coding region runs from base 1 to 1500 and encodes 499 amino acids. NCBI's taxonomy places the organism in Eukaryota, Fungi, Basidiomycota, Tremellomycetes, Tremellales, Bulleribasidiaceae. The transcript has a single exon. The record is from RefSeq and is a predicted model, not a curated record.